AAUCGGACAGAACAAGGUGGGACACAAAGCUGAUUGUCAGUAAAGAUAUUUUCCUGUGAACUGACUUUAGACUCUGUCCUAAAAAACAAGAGUUCUACGUGGUGAGUAAGAGAUCUGUAUAUGGUGUGAAUCACAUGAAUAGCAGGAUCCAGGCAGCUCUCCUCCCAGUUAUUGCUCAACGGAUUAGGACACUCGCUGGCUUACAAAAGAUCCCUGAAAAGGAAAUUGCAACAUGUGCCGAUCUCCACAAAAGAGGAAGUCAAAGCUGGAGAGGACACGUCUGGGCUUAGAUUAAAGGGAAAAAAAGAAAGAAAGAUGUUUUUACAGGAUUUUCAUGUGACCUGAAGAGUCCAUUGACCUUACAGAAGGACAAUAACAACAUCAGGCUGCCAUGGACCUGAGUUUAACACUGGGGAGCCUUAUGGUUUUCCUCGGGCUACAUGGGAUUCAUACAGGAUUUGUACAGGACAGGGGUGUAUUUCCUGGGGAAAAAAAUCCUACAAGAAGGAAAGGCAAGGCAAACAUGUCUGUGUAGCACCUUUCAACAACAAGACAGCUGUACCGACCACAAGCCCCAGUUCCAGAGGGUUUACUCCGUUCCUGGGGAUAUGGCUAUGCUGAAUAGCAACCUGGUGUCUCCAGAGGUCUUCAAUUUCACAGCUAUCCCUUACAACAUCACCUGGUACGACUCAAAGACAGGCCAAGAAAUGAGCAACCAGACUGGUCGAAUCCUGGUGCGCGGGGAGACUCUGUGGUUUCUUAACGCAACGCUGAACGACACUGGGGAAUAUGUCAGCAUAGUGAGAACUCCUACUCAGUGCUACAAGCAGGCAACCAGGCUGGUGGUGAAUCAGAAAGUUGCUGGAGAGUGUGGAAGGCCGGUGAAAGCUCGUCAAACACUUACAAAGGGAGUCACUGACAAACUGUCCUGCCCUCUGAAAGACUUCAUGAAUACACUGGAUAGCUACAACAUCACAUCCUCCAUCAAGUGGUACAGAGGUUGUGUUCCCAUAGUGGAUGAGACAGGCAAGUAUUCCUACAUGGACAGGAAUAAACUGAAGAUUGACGGGGUGCAAGAUCAAAACAACAGCUCCUAUACCUGCACCCUGACUUUCACCCUCGGUGGCAUCACGGGAUCCGUGUCAGAGACCAUUGAAGCAUGGGUCACAGUUGCCUGUCUUUCAGAGGAGUACUGUUUGGUUCCACAAGUGCAUGAACCCGCCAAUGAAAUAAUCAAGGCAGCGAUCGCAUCCAAUUUCACCAAGCGGUGCCUCGUGUUUGUGCCGUGUGUUGGGAGGAUGCCCUUCGUGGAUAUGAUUUGGUUGGUCAAAGGCGAUUUCAUCUUCACUACCAAUCCUUCUGAUCGUGUCUACACAUCAGAAGAACGUCCACCUGUGUGGAGUCAGGAAGUUGCUCUUAAAGGUGUGUGGAUGGAGCGACUGCUGAUGAUUUCUGGGCUAAGGGAGGAGGAUUUCAACAUCAACUACACUUGUCAAGCGUGCAGUGACAGGGGCUGUUCCAGGGGAUAUUUCACUUUGCUGCCAGAAGAUCCCAACAUCCUACUUCCCAUUGGAUUGGUGCUUUGUGGUCUGAUGGUUCUCUUUAUCAGCAGUUUCAUCAUCUACUACCUUUUUAAGGUUGACAUUGUGCUGUGGUUCAGGAGAGCGUUUCCUGUCCUCUAUACAAAUAAAGAUUUGGAUGGGAAGCUUUAUGAUGCCUAUGUGGCCUACCCACUGCCCUGUGCUGCUGGAUACAGCAAGGAUGUGGAGGCCUUUUCCAUUCAAACACUGCCUCAAGUGUUGGAGCAGUCCUGUGGCUACAAACUAUUCAUACCAGGACGUGACUGCCUGCCCGGCCAGUCCAUAGUGGAUUCUGUGGAAGAGAACAUACAAGCCAGUUGCCGCCUCCUUCUGAUCUACACCGCCUCCUCUUUCACCAGCAAAAGACACACAAGCAGCACCAGCAGCAAUAACAACAUCAUCUCUAAGAACAGCAAUAGCAGCGAAAAUACCGAAAGCAUGAUGAAUAACACGAUUUUUGAUGGUAGUGAACAAGUCUAUGAAGACACAAGGCAGCAGUUGGAGUGUGUGGCAGCAAUGCACAGAGCGCUGCUGGAGGGAUCUCUCAAGGUGGUUCUGGUUGAGUUGGAAGAGAUCACCCCGGCUCAGCUGGCUCUCUUCCCAGAGUCAGUGCGUCACCUGAGGACGAAGCAGGGCGCUGUGUGUUGGUGGAAGUACCAGAGGCCGACGCAAAGGUGGAGGACAUGUUUGAGAAGAAGAGAAGACGAGGAGAAAGAUGGACAGGACACAGACUUUUCGCCAUCCCUCUCUCCUUCCUUCAAGUUUUGGAAGGAGAUAAGGUAUCAUAUGCCAGUGAGGGGCAAGAGAGUGGUACACCCUGAGAGGACUGCCCUGCUGAACUUAUGAUGGGGGUUAUCCUAUAUAAGUGUCAACUGUUGGACCACAGAGUAGCUGGUUUCCAAUACAAAUGUGUCUGGUAGUAAUCACAGACAAUUCAUAAAUACUGGAGACUCAACAGCAAUACCUCGCACCCGAUAUGCAGAUCAUCACAGUGUCUGGGAUAUCCGGAGAUUGCCGGCAUCAAUACAUGAACUGUUGACAUAACCUGGUAGGUGGCGACUGAAGAAUAAAGUAGACAAAGGAAUGAUGAAACCAAAUGAAAAUGUGUUUAAUGUACAUAUGUAUGAUGAAAAGUGUAAAUAUGUAAAAUAAAACUAAAUGUCUACAGUA
This is a messenger RNA of Dicentrarchus labrax (European seabass), 2750 nucleotides long. Its product is annotated as interleukin-1 receptor type 1. NCBI's taxonomy places the organism in Eukaryota, Metazoa, Chordata, Actinopteri, Moronidae. Gene Ontology annotation, molecular function: interleukin-1 receptor activity. The coding region runs from base 441 to 2426 and encodes 661 amino acids. Gene Ontology annotation, biological process: signal transduction. The record is from RefSeq and is a predicted model, not a curated record. The transcript has 13 exons.